AUGGAAGAAUUUUUGAACGCACUGUUAAGUCGGGACGUUGAUGCAGCAAACAUUGACGCUUCAAAAGAAAUUUUGUAUCGUAACAGGCGUGCCAAAAAGAAGAGCUAUCCAAGAAACUGUUACUUUAGUCCAAUUCAAUGCCUGUUUACGCGAGACUAA
Enterobius vermicularis (human pinworm) is the source of this 159-nucleotide messenger RNA. The record is from the annotation of a GenBank genome assembly. Lineage: Eukaryota; Metazoa; Nematoda; Chromadorea; Rhabditida; Oxyuridae.